AUGUCCAAGUCGAUGAACUCGCCGACGGCGCGCCUGCUCCAAUCCUCACGCCUGUUCUCCCUACCGCGACCUCUCCCCCAGCCCGCUUUGGAGACGGCCACCUCAACUGGAGUGUAUCGCGCAUCCGACUCAGCCACUCUCCCAUAUCCAACGUAUCAGGCUAUAGCGUCACCAGCGUCGUCGCGAUUUCGAGGAGAUUGGGGUCUCAAACGUGCCCUCCCAGCCAAAUCGACAAGAUCAUCGACGCCUCACAUUAGGGUCAAGGCGCAUGACAACUUCGCCCACAUUACCGAUUUCGAGAGCGCAGCAGACCAUACUCAGACAGAGGCGAAAUGGCGACAGAUGGGCAUUCCUUUGGUGGUACGCGAGAGAAAAGGCUACUCCAACGAGGCGACUACGACCGGCAGCGCAUACGAUGACCACAUAGACAACACGGAUCCCGAGGCAGUGUUUUCUGCCCAGCAGAAUGCAAGACCGGAUAACCCUGGAUCGGUGCAGUGGAAGAGGUGGAAGUCUGACAGUCCUUGGCUGGCGGGCAUGCAGCCAGGAGAAUUCGAGAUCUAUGUUGAGAAGCGACUAAAGUCUCGACAAGGAGAGUUCCAGAAGUUCAUGAUCGAAAGACUGGCGCAACAACGAGUACGUGAUGAAGAGAGAAGACACCGCGACCUGGGCCAGCGACGAGCGCUUUCCCGAUCUCAAAGGAGUACUAUUCUGCAAGACGUCGUCACAAACUACGAGGCGGAAAUGAAGAGGCUGCGUGACGACCAUACUGUUCAGAGUCUGGCUUCUGAACUGACAUCAGCUAUUUGCGACUUCCUCGGUCUUACAGGAGUGCAAGAUUCGACGGAGAACCAAGUGAAUGCAAAGACCGAGCGGCUAAAGAACACUCUCGCCAACAUAUCCUCCGAAUCGAACGCGCCGCCCUCAACACAUCCCGCUGCUGGCUUAUCUCACAUUCGCACAAACGCCAUCAUGGAGAACCAUCCCUUCUGGGGCCCUCAAGCUCAAGGCUCCCCGGUGCUCGCCCGCGUGGUGCGGCCUCGCCACACUGCUCACGGCUCCGAACCCAGAGCUAAGCUCGGUGUCGGUGGAGUUGUGGCCAACGACGACAGCACUCAAACUUCCGCUGCUUGGCAAGACAACCGCUUGAAGGCGCUGGAUUUCGAAAACACGCCGAUCGAGCAAUUCUACGAGAACACUCAGCGGAUGACUGAGCACAUCGAGGUCGACCUCCCUGGCGGGAACAAAGUCUGGGUUCAUCCAGAGUCGGCGACCGUCGACGAUCAAGGUCGCAUCCAACUCAAAGUCCGGAGAGGGGAUAGCGAGGCCAUUGCCAUUGCUCGAGAUGACGUUGAGGCCAUUCACGAAGCCAAACGUGCGGCUUUGAGACAGGCACCAUCGAUGCCGCCAGCUCGCGGUACUGCUGCCAAUGCUAACUACGGGUACAGUCUUCCAGAUACAAGAUACGGGCCACCCAAGUCGCGUGUGCAAGGUUUCGAUGACAUGCUGAGCAGAAGUCCUCGAUCAAGUCGAUCAGCUGAUGCGAGUGCAUUGGACAAGAUCAAGGAUCUGGCUGGAGGUUUUGGAAGAAAAUAG
Messenger RNA from Zasmidium cellare ATCC 36951, 1596 nucleotides. RefSeq lists its product as uncharacterized. NCBI's taxonomy places the organism in Eukaryota, Fungi, Ascomycota, Dothideomycetes, Mycosphaerellales, Mycosphaerellaceae. The coding region runs from base 1 to 1596 and encodes 531 amino acids. The record is from RefSeq and is a predicted model, not a curated record. Gene Ontology annotation, cellular component: mitochondrial small ribosomal subunit. Gene Ontology annotation, molecular function: structural constituent of ribosome. Gene Ontology annotation, biological process: mitochondrial translational initiation. The transcript has a single exon.